UAUUCAAUAGUAUACAUGAAUGCAUUCUCUCCCUCUGUCCAUGUUUCCCUUGUUUGUUUUCCACUGUACUAUGUAAAUCACCUUUGUUUGGGACUUCUCUUUAUCAGCGGUAGGGACAGAGAGCUGAAGCUUGUGUAUUUUAAUAUUUAAAUCAGACGUUAAGGUGACUACAAGAGGUCACUGCGUGUGUGGAGCAUGUGAUAUCUUACCAGGAGCAGCGUUCAUCAGCACAUCAGAGAGAGAGGGAGAGAGAGAGACAUCAGAUUGAAGCACAGAGAGAAGACAUCACCAGAUUGAAGAUGCAGUGGAGUCUGUUUCUGCUCCUUCUGUCGGGUCAGUGUUCCUUCUUCACAUGUCGUCACUAUGAGUACCACUUUAUUGGAGAGAAUAAGACCUGGAAAGAAGCUCAGUCAUUCUGUAGAGAGAAUUAUACUGACCUGGCCAAAGUGUAUGACAUGACAGACAUGAAGAGACUCCUUGACUCUGUAAAGAAUCAAACCGAAGCCUGGAUUGGGUUGUACAGUGAACCAGGAAAUAAAAGGAUGUGGCACUGGUCUCUACCUGGAGUGGAGUACAAUGAAAGCGAGGCAAAAUGGGAAAAUAGAGAUCUGAACGAUGAACACCGUAAGAACUGUGUGCAGAUGAACAGGGAUCAGAAAUGGAAGACAUCGAAGUGUCAUGAAGAAAAAAUCAAAUUUGUCUGCUACAAUGAAAGCUCCAGUGAUAAAUUCUGUUUUAAAAAGGAGAAAAAAAAGUGGACAGAGGCUCAGAGAUUCUGCAGAGAACAUCACACAGACCUGGUCAGUGGAGAUCAGUUAGAAGAUGACAAACUAAAGCAAGAAAUAGCGGAUCGCGAUGAAUUUUGGAUCGGCUUGUUCAGAGACACCUGGACUUGGUCAGAUGGGAGCAAUUUCUCUUUCAGACACUGGGAUCAGGAGCCAUUUAGAGAUGGACAAGGUGAAAAGAACUGUACUUUUGUAAAGACAUCAGGAGAAUGGGACACUGAUCAAUGUAUGACUAAAAAACCCUUCUUCUGCUAUAAAGAAAAACUGAUCCUGAUCCAACAAAACAAGACCUGGGACGAAGCCUUGGAUUACUGCAGAGAGCACCACCAUGACCUGGUCUCCAUCACUAACGUCCACCAGCAGAGAUGGGUCCAACAGAGAGCCAAGAACGCCUCAACUGAUUAUGUCUGGCUGGGACUGCGCUACACCUGCGUUCUGGAUUUGUGGUUCUGGGUCAAUGAUCAUCUAGUCUGCUAUGACAACUGGGGCCCAGGGCAAGAGCCUGUCUCCUGUUUCCAUUCUGCUGCCAUGGCGAGCGACGGACAGUGGGUCAAAAAGGCUGAUACUAAUACGUUUGAUUUCAUCUGUGCUGUAUAGGAAAUGUUAAAAUCCACCCAGACCCAGUGGUGACAGGCUUUAUAUUUCUGGUGUAUAUUUCUUUAGUGCAACAAGCUUAUACCAUGUAAUCACGGCUUUGUGGCUUUAUUGAACAGCAGUAUGAAAAUGUAGAGAUCACAAACUGACGGGCAGAGAAACAGAGUUACCAACAGUCUAGUCAAUUAAGUAUAAAGAUCUAUAAUGUUUUGCUGCUUAUACUCAUAAAAUAUUCUCUUUGGUAAACAUCUGGUGAUGGUUAUGAUAUGUGAAACCAUAAUUCUAUCCGUUCGCAUGUUGGGUCUUUUAUAUCAAUUAAUAAUAAAUUCUUGUGAAGCUGAAUAAAGUUUUAAACCAUGA
Molecule: messenger RNA, 1739 nt
Organism: Seriola aureovittata
Lineage: Eukaryota; Metazoa; Chordata; Actinopteri; Carangiformes; Carangidae
Product: secretory phospholipase A2 receptor-like
Exons: 5
Coding region: 300-1382 (360 amino acids)
Source: RefSeq, a predicted model, not a curated record